AUGCGGUUCAAAAGUGGCCGCACAUCUGUUGACAGUGAUCCUCGUUCUGGCCGACCUUCGAGGAGAACAUCGUCGGAUAAUGUCAAACGUCUGCGUGUCGCAGUUGAACAAGAUCGUCGUUUGACUAUGAAAGAACUAGAAGAUGAACUUGGAAUACCAAAAAGUACUGUUUGGAGAAUUUUAUCCGAGAAUUUGGGAAUGACUCGUGUCAUCACUGGUCCCGAUAUAGCUCCCUGCGACUUUUGUCUGUUUACUCGAUUGAAAGUGCCGCUUAAGGGACAUCGAUUCGACGAUAAAGAGACUGCAGAAACUAAUGCGACGAAUGCACUGAAGGCGAUUCCAGAGUCUGACUUUCAAGAGUGCUCUAAUAAGUGGAAACAUCGAUAUGAGCGUCUUGUUCAAUCAAAUGGGGACUAUUUUGAAGGAUGCCACCCCGCGGAUGACGAAGAACAAAUCAAGCGCCGUGAAAUCGAUGUAGGUCCGAUACUUUUGGAACAGCUCUCGUAUAUCUUGAUUCAAAUUAACAAACAACCAACAAUUUUCUGGGUGCAAGCGACAUAUUUGGAAUUAGGAUAA
Messenger RNA from Belonocnema kinseyi, 576 nucleotides. RefSeq lists its product as uncharacterized. Gene Ontology annotation, molecular function: nucleic acid binding. NCBI's taxonomy places the organism in Eukaryota, Metazoa, Arthropoda, Insecta, Hymenoptera, Cynipidae. The record is from RefSeq and is a predicted model, not a curated record. Bases 1 to 576 code for a protein of 191 amino acids. The transcript has 2 exons.